Prunus avium (sweet cherry) is the source of this 937-nucleotide messenger RNA. RefSeq names its product ER membrane protein complex subunit-like protein. The record is from RefSeq and is a predicted model, not a curated record. NCBI's taxonomy places the organism in Eukaryota, Viridiplantae, Streptophyta, Magnoliopsida, Rosales, Rosaceae.
CAACAACUUUACAUUUAAUUGAAAAAGAAAAAAACAAGCUAAAAACCAAGAAGCCGACCCGAGGCAUUGAGUUGAGAGAGCGAUAUUCGUACCAAAUCUCUAGUUUCUGACUUGAGCGAAAGUAGAAGAGAAGAGAAGAAGAAGAUGGAGAAGGGAAAGGGAGUGAUGGGAGCAGGUCGAAGAUGGGCCGUUGACUUGACUGACAACUCAACCUCCCCUUCUUCCCGCGACGUCCCUGAUCCUCCUGGCUUCUCUCGCACGUCCCUCGAACAGGACGAUUCAACUGUGAGUCGCCAGAAGAAGGAUGCCGAAUCUACUUGGAAAGCUCAGAAAGCUUGGGAAGUUGCGCAGGCCCCAUUCAAGAAUUUGCUAAUGAUGGGCUUCAUGAUGUGGAUGGCUGGAAGUACAGUGCAUUUGUUUAGCAUUGGAAUCACAUUUUCUGCUCUUUGGCAGCCCAUAAGUGCCUUACAGGGUGUAGGAAAGGUUUUUGAGCCCUACAAGGACAGCAAAGUAGAUCUUAUUGCCCCAAAGUUGCUAUUCAUUGCCCUUAAUUUGGGGGGUUUAGCACUGGGUGUUUGGAAGCUUAACACUUUGGGGUUGCUUCCUACACAUGCAUCUGAUUGGGUUUCAUCCUUACCCCCUGCUCAGGAGGUUGAGUACUCAGGUGGUGGCAUUCCUCUAUAUUGACGCCAAUGUUGGGUUUUGACGGCUGCCAAUCUCAAGAUAAAAAGAUGAAUGGCAUUUGCAGAUGCAGGAUGAGAUCCUGUUGCUGUUUACUGGCAAACGACGCAUAGCUGGUCUUGAUAAUGUGAUUCUUUCGAGUUCUGAAUGAUAUAACUAAAUUUUGUGGCCGUAGACACUGAGCUUGUAGUACUUGUUCUAGUGACUCAAUGGAUUAUCAUGAAAUCUAUAUUUUAACACUUUAAUUUUGCUAGCA